CAUGAACAUAUGCAAAAAUUUCAAGUUCCUACGUCUGACUGGAUGUUGCAUGCGUAACUUUGCCGACAUCCGGCCUGAGCAGAAGCCAACUUACACACUGGAAAAAUUGGCCCACCGUGAGCUGAUUCGCGUCCAUGGGCCCGAGGUGCUCCCGUUUUUGCAAGGCCUGGUCACCAACGAUGUGUCCCACCUACAGCGACCGGAUGGCCCGUCGUCCAUAUACGCCAUGUUCCUGAACAAAGGGGGUCGUGUUCUAUACGACACGAUCGUAUAUCGUACAGAAAGCCCGGAUACGUAUCUUCUGGAGUGCGACCGAGAAGCUUCAGAAGAGUUCCGACGCCAUUUGCGCACCUUUCGCGUCCGCAGGAAGAUCGACGUGGAUUCGAUAGAUGAUGAGUACGUGCCCUGGGUCCUCUUCAAUACCGAGAAAUGUGGCGAGCAAGUGGGCGAAAAGUUGCAACGUAACAAAGAAUGGGAAUUGUUUAUCUCAUCCGAUCCCAGACUUCCAACGCUGGGCACUCGCAUUUUAGCUCCCACAGACUUCAAUGGCUUAUUGCGCGCUAAGGAGAUGAUUGUGACGCCCCCAUCAUCAGAGAGAAACUAUCAACUGCUGCGCUACAAGCAGGGUGUGGGCGAGGGCAGUGAGGAGCUGCCGCCUGGCAAGUGUUUUCCUCUGGAGGCAAACGCAGACUUUCUCAACGGCGUCAGUUUCAACAAGGGAUGCUAUGUGGGCCAGGAGCUCACCGCCCGCAUUCAUCACUCGGGUGUGAUUCGUAAACGCUAUAUGCCCAUACGUCUGACGGCUCCAUUGGGGGCCAAUCAGACGGUCCAGUCUAUAGCUGGGGCCAAUCUUGGCCGCGUCUUUGGACAUGCACAUAACCACGGCGUCGCCCUGCUGCGCAUUGAGCAGGUGCUCAACGGUCACCAGGAGCUGGUGGUCGAUGGCGAGCGCUGCUUUGCCGAACGUCCCGAUUGGUGGCCCAGUGACUUGCCAAGCAAGCGUCGCCAGGCCUUCACAGAUUGACCAAUACACGCUGAAUGCGUUUAAUUGUUUUUAGACUUAAGUGUUAUUUAUUCUAGUAAAGAUCAUGCUCCUUCCUUACUGUCAAA
Drosophila persimilis is the source of this 1110-nucleotide messenger RNA. RefSeq names its product putative transferase CAF17 homolog, mitochondrial. Lineage: Eukaryota; Metazoa; Arthropoda; Insecta; Diptera; Drosophilidae. Gene Ontology annotation, cellular component: mitochondrial matrix. The coding region runs from base 2 to 1024 and encodes 340 amino acids. Gene Ontology annotation, molecular function: protein binding. The record is from RefSeq and is a predicted model, not a curated record. The transcript has a single exon.